Zymoseptoria tritici IPO323 is the source of this 1067-nucleotide messenger RNA. RefSeq lists its product as uncharacterized. The coding region runs from base 198 to 1067 and encodes 289 amino acids. The record is from RefSeq and is a predicted model, not a curated record. The transcript has a single exon. Lineage: Eukaryota; Fungi; Ascomycota; Dothideomycetes; Mycosphaerellales; Mycosphaerellaceae.
CAUUGCAUGAGGUAUGUCACGCCAGGAGAGCACUCUAUGUGACACAGGCCAGACGACAGCCGCCGGAAUCCAUGUCUAGGUCGGCAGCAGGUCUCCACUUGGCGAGAGAGCGACGAGCAUAAAGAUAUGCGGAGGGACAACGUAUGUUCCAUGGUAUUUACCUUUCACUCCUAAUCCUCUCCUCGUCUUGACCGACCAUGGGCACUCGUCAUCUCAUCCUCGUAUGGUACAAAGGCAAAUGGCACAUCGCACAGUACGGGCAGUGGGAUGGCUACCCAGGAGGCCAAGGCAUGACAGUCUUCAGGUUCCUCACCAACACCGACACAGCGAAGGAUAUCUGCAAGCGCCUCAACCUUACCGAUGACUGCGGACCAAGAUACCCGAUCAAAACGGAGCCAUACUCAACGGAGCCUGCACCAGCAAAGGAGAACAUCGCAGCUCUGAAGGCAGCGCUCGACAACGACAUACUGUUUUCACCGAGUCAAGAGGAGGUCGAUAUCAUCUGUGAAAAGGCGGAGGAAGUCGAAAGGGAAGCUCAAAAGCUGAGCGAGGCAUUGAGCAAGCAGAGCAACAGUGAAAAGGAUUCAGUCGUUCGAGACGCACUCAUACCGAGAUCAUUUUUCUUGAGUGAUGCACGUUUCAGGUCCCUGCUGUUCGUGGAGCCUUCGCUGGCGCGGGAUACGGGAGCGGGGAUCUUGUCGUAUGUCGCAUAUUCGAAGGAGAAGGUGCCGAUCCAGAUGGACGUUGAGUUCAUCAUGGACUCGAUGAUGUGCGAGUGGGCGUACGUGGUUGAUCUUGAUGCCGAGUUGCUGGAGGUCUACAAUGGAGGCAUCAGCUCUGAAGGGUACAUCGACGAAGGACCAAACAGGUUUGAUGAGGAGGAGUUCAUCAAGGGCGGGGAGUAUGGGAAGAAGAGGCCGAGACUACUUGUCAAGCUCGGCUUUGGAGAGCUGCUGGAUCUCGGUGAGGAGGACUUUGUGAAGAAAUGUGAGAUGGAGGCCGAAAGAGAGCCUAGGGAGGACGAAGUGGACGAAGUGGACCUGAACGCGGAAGUUCUGUAUGCGUAG